This is a messenger RNA of Antechinus flavipes (yellow-footed antechinus), 3606 nucleotides long. Its product is annotated as membrane-spanning 4-domains subfamily A member 14-like. Gene Ontology annotation, biological process: cell surface receptor signaling pathway. Gene Ontology annotation, cellular component: plasma membrane. NCBI's taxonomy places the organism in Eukaryota, Metazoa, Chordata, Mammalia, Dasyuromorphia, Dasyuridae. The transcript is spliced from 6 exons. The coding region runs from base 115 to 846 and encodes 243 amino acids. The record is from RefSeq and is a predicted model, not a curated record.
GAGCAGUCAAGCUACCCUGGUAACCUUGGCAGAGGAGCAGAGCAUGAUCUCGGCUGUGAUGUUGGCCAGCCUGUUCGCUUAGCAUAUUCCUGUCAAACAAUCCAUUUCCUUACCAUGCCACCAAAGUCUAGGGUAGUGGAGAUCCAGGAACUUCCCAAGGAUCCUCUCCAAACAGAACAGAUAGUCAUUACUGCAUUUCCCUACAAGCCUCCUAAGACCCUAUUGAACUUCCUGAAGGGGGAGCCGAAGAUGAUGGGGGUUUUCCAGAUUUUAUUGGGUCUUAUUAUCACUGCCAUGGGGUACAUUUUAUGGCACAGUGUCAACAAACUUCAUCUUCAAAAGGAUUAUCCUAUUAUCUUUGUCACAGGGUAUCCAUUCUGGGCAGGAGCAUGUUAUGUUAUUACAGGAUACUUCACAAUUCUUAAUGAAAUAAAACAUCCUCGCUGGAUGCGCUUCAGUCUAUACUUGGGCGUGGUGAGCACCCUGGUGGCUGCAGCGGGGAUUGCUAUCAUUCUUUACAGCUUCCAUGAAGACAAUUAUUUCCAUUGCCGGAUUCCUACCAAGUCUGGCAUAUGUGCUAUUGGGAGAACACUCUUUCUAGGAGUGUUGGCUCUGAUACUUUUCCUCACGAUUGCUGAAUUGUGCAUCACUGUGACGGUCUUAGCCUUUAAGACCAAUGUAAUAUGGAGAAAUGCCAAAGAGGUUGUGUUUUUCUUGCCUACUGAAGGCAAGGAACCUGGACAUCAUGAAGAGGAAAGACCGUUCCAGUUCCAGAUUCAAGCAAACCCUGCUGGCCAAAAUGAGAAGGAGCUCUCUGUCUCCUUAAUUGGGGAUUAUACUUUCUAAAGCUGAGCUUCAAGAGGCCUGGUAGCCUUCUUGCCCCUCCCUUUUAACUUCCCCUCUCUCCCUUCUUCUGUCUCAUUCUCCUCUUUCCUCUUUCUCUUUUCCUUCCCCCAAAUUAGAGGAAGAACCCAGAGAAAGUCUCUCUCUACAAAUUAAAUUCACUUAGAGAAUUUACAAAAGUUCCCCUUUUCGGCAGCAACAGUUCACUCAGAGAAUCCAUUCUAAGUCACCUUUCUCCAGGUCAAUUUCAACAAGACAUGUCUAUGAGUUCCCUCUUUCUUUGUUCUAAGAUCACUAAACAAAUGUAUUGAAGUUCUACUAUCCUUCUGCCCAAGUUCACCAAGAGGAUUCUUCUGAGGUCCCAUUUUUUCCAACCUAAGUUCAAAGAGAGAAGUCUUCUCAAUUCCAGCUUUCUCCAGAUCAAAGUCAGAGAGGAUCCUUAAGUUAUAGCUUUUCCAACUCAAGGUCACUGAAAGUAUUCACUAAAAAUCCCCCUUUCCAACUUCCUUCCCCCUUCCUCUGAACCAAGUUCAUGGAUAGCAUACACUCAAGUUCCUCUAACAUGCUAUUCUAAAGAUACCAGGCCACGUAGCAUAGAAAAACAUAUUUUAGUCACUUCCGUUUGAUACCAUUCACUGCAAGACUCAGCUUUAGUGAGUAGGCAAAAAGAUUCUAAACCAAAAGCCCUUGUCAGGCUGUCCCAGUGUCUCAGAACAAUUCAUGCAUUUAUUAAGUACUUGCUAUGCACGAGAUACUAAACUAGGAGCUGGGGAAAGAUGGACACCAAUGACACAGCCUCUGUAUACAAGGAACUUCAGAGCCAUUUCUUCAGCUUUGGGCCAUGGCAGAAGGAGCGGUGUAUGACAGGGUAGGAAGCUUAAGCUUUUUACAGGGUUUUACAGGGUUUUACACAGACAAUUGAGGAGUGGGACUUUUACUCAGAAAAGAACAGGAGUAAGAAGGAACCAAGUAGGAUGAAGAGAUGUAAAUAGGGAAUGUCCAAAAGGAGGAGACAGAAAAGCCUGAACUUUGUCCAGGAUUGUUCAUAAACAAUAAGAAAAAAUUUUUCUUUGAGGAAGGAUCCUCAGGCUUCCAGCCUUCCUGCAAAAAGGAAGUGGAGGAUUUUGAGAGGUUGGGAUGGGCAGACAGUACCCUCUGGGACUGUGGGGAGAGUUGAUGUAAAUGACAAGGUGGCCAGUUUAGCUGGGACAGAGAAAAGGUAACAUGAAAUCACACUCUGAAGGGAAGCUGGGCAAUCCUCCUUGGCACUUCAAGAGGAGGAAACAGAUGGUGAGAUGAACUAAUGGCCUGCACCCCGUCACUGAGUACAGAAGGCAGGAGCCACACCUGGGUGUCCUCGGCAUGAAAUCCAAAGCCUUACCUGCCAUGCCAUUCAUUCUCAAGGCUCCUUUUCACAUAUGAGGAAAUAGGCAUCUGACACUCACACAGUGUGCAGACCCCCUUGAACCCGGAGAAGGAGGCAUGGAGGUCAAUGCAGAUGGGUUCCUUUGGUCUAAGAGCUGAGAGGUCUUUUAUUUGAACCCAAACCUUCCUAACUCUGGAGCCAUUACUCUAAAUCUUAUAUCCUGCUGCUCUGGACAUCUGCUUUCUCACAUGUAUAAAGGGAUGGGAGAUAAUCAGAGCAUGUUUCAGGUGGUUUUCAUCUUAGACCUGAGAAAAUUGUGACCAGUUCAGCACUUAAUAUGCUCCACACACUGUAUUUAAGAACUGAGGGUAAAAAGACAAAACAGAAACGGUCACCACUUUCAGGGAGUCAAUCCAAUGAUCAAUGAUAGAAGAGCUUGCCCCACUCCACCACCCUUCACAAUCCUGUAGGACGCAUGGCUUCUAUAUGGUGGGGCUGUCUCCCACCCCUGUCCUGCUUCUCCACUGGGAUUCUGUCCAUGGUGAGCAUCACUGGGGCUGAGAGCUUCCUCCCUACUCUCCUAGAAACCCUAAUCCAGUUUCUGGGUGUAUAAGCAGCUCCUAGUUUAGUGUCUCAGAGUUCAACUCUGUCCAGUUCUACAAUUUCUGGCAGAACUUUUCCUGCCACUUGUACUAAAUGGAGUAUAAAUGGACCAAUAAGUAUAACAUCCAAGAGCACCCCACCACUGAUGGGCUGCCACUCUUAAAGAUGUACCAAUAAUCCUGAAGUCCUCCAGCCUUGGGAUAGAUGUACUUAGAAAUGAUGUAUUCCUUCCCUUAGGCUAUCUUGCCCUACUUUAUCUGACCAUAGAACAAGGUUCUAUAGGAAUAGAGACCCUUUAUGGCUUGUGGCACAAAUGGGAUGGUCCUCUUCCACAUUAUUUUGUCUAUGACUGUGUCUAUUUGUAGAAUGUAUCACAUUUGUACUGUGAGCUGAGUCGAAAUGGUUGCUGGCUGUUGGUCAGUGAUAAUGGGUUUCUGAGACUAAUGAGCAAGAAUAAUAAAGUGCUUAAAGAUAACUCAGGGAACAAAAUGGGGUGGCUGUUUUGAGCUAGAGACGUUUCUGGUUUAAAAACAUUUCUAGCAGAUUCCCUUCUCUGCUAGUUCUGUCCAGAGAAUUAUGGGUACUGCAUCUGUGCAUAGUCAGAACCAGAUCACUCCUCAACUCCACCUCUAAGUCAUAAAACUACCAUCUUAGUGACAUGAAACACCUGGUUUCUCUAACUUUUCCCUAUACCUUUACUUUCUUGCCCCUGGCUCUUUGCUAACUUCUUUAGGAAACUUAGUUUCAUUUUAAUUGGCAUCACAACUAUAAUAAACCUUGUCCCUUGACUUGGA